Ceraceosorus bombacis is the source of this 1081-nucleotide messenger RNA. The record is from the annotation of a GenBank genome assembly. NCBI's taxonomy places the organism in Eukaryota, Fungi, Basidiomycota, Exobasidiomycetes, Ceraceosorales, Ceraceosoraceae.
AUGGUCGAUUCAACAGCAGAUGAGAGUUCACCUGCAGGUGAGGCUCACCAAGCCGCCCGUUCUGGAGAAGAGGCGACCGAAGUGGUUGGCACAGGUUCCUCAUCUCCAGCGCAAGGUCAGAACUCGCAGGACGUCGCGGUCCUGGACCAAUCCUCUGUGAAUGAGGAAGCAGAGGCAAUAGGCAUGGCAGCUCAAAGGCCCGAAGGAAGCAUGUUGGCGCCAAAAUCAGCUGCAGAAAUGGGACUGGUGGAAACUGAAGAAAACGGACUGGGCGAUGCGGAGCAAGAAGAGAUCAACGAAUCAAGCAGUGGUUUGACCCAGAUUGAACAAUCUCAGCCACCUUUACCGGACGAGCCGUUGCCCUCACAUGCUCACUCGUGGCAAGCUGGUGAGUUGGACGCGCUCAACAACGGUCAACUGGUUUGCUUAAAUCGUGAGUUCUCCGCUGAGCCAAAUUUCUUUUCUUUCCGCAGUAUGGGCCCCUCGAUCCGGGGCGUACUAUUUCUGGAACACGGUAUCAGGAGAGACUACAUGGACAAAUCCUCUGGCAGAGUCGGGGUCAGGCGGAGCACAAAGAGCGACCCGCUCGUCCGCGGCCGUUCAAGCCGAGGCUCCUUCCGCACCCAUGAGUGACGAAGACUUAGCCAUCUCAGCAGGUAUAGAUCCCGACUUGGCCUUUCUCGAUGCUCAGCUAUAUGCCUCCCAGCUCGCUUCAGCCCGCACUGCGCAUUCGCAAGGUCAACGUCAUGGGAGUAUCAUUGCUACCGCUUCCAACUCUGUUGGGGCCUACUUUGACGCCCGAACUGGUCGAAUGGUAUCUGCGUCUUCUCCCUCCCAGGCAGACCCGGACGCUUCAACAAGACACUCUUCGAGCGCCAAAGCAAAGAGACAGAUGAAUGCUUACUUCGAUGUGGAUUCGUACGAGGCGCAGAGGGCCGCCGAGAGGGCCGAGGCCGCAAGUGCUGCCAGUGCCAGCGCAAGCGGAGGGAGAGCUGCGCAGAAAUUGAGCAAAAAGGAAUUGCAGUACUUUAAAGACCGUAAAGCUCAAAAGAGGAGGCAGCAAUACUUGAGCGGCACCUGA